Molecule: messenger RNA, 2190 nt
Organism: Oppiella nova
Lineage: Eukaryota; Metazoa; Arthropoda; Arachnida; Sarcoptiformes; Oppiidae
Source: the annotation of a GenBank genome assembly
GUAUUAUUCAGCGAUUUGUAGCCAGGAUUUUAGAAAAUAAUUUUUUAUUAUACAGUACAUCAAUGUAAUAUUUCAUAUAGUAAUUUUAAAUACAACAAAUCUAUAUUUAACAACCAUAGUUCACUAAUAACUAUUAAAAUUAUAAAAAUACUGUGCAAUUAACAUAAUCUCAAAUCAAAAUGAAAGUAAUACUGGAAAUGUCUGAACGGAAAGGGGGUGUGUAUGAGGCGGUGCAACCCGUGUCCCUAUCGUGGCUUAACAUACAAGUGGUGACCAGACCACAGAAAGACAUUUAUAAUUGCUAUAAGAAUGAACAAAAGCCCAAAGAGAUUAUCAAAAAUGUUUCGGGUGAAGUUAAGACGGGACAACUAUUGGCUAUAAUGGGCGCCAGUGGCGCUGGAAAAACAAGUCUAUUGAAUGUACUAACCGGUAGGAAUCUGUCUAAACUGGGUGUCCAGGGACAGGUCCUCGUGAAUGGACAGGUAGUCACUGCGGCUCAAAUUGCAUCCAUUUCCUCGUACAUACAACAACACGAUAUGUUUCACGCGAUGCUUACCGUUCGGGAACACCUAAUCUUUCAGGCAUUAUUACGUAUGGAUAGGAAUAUGAGUAGACGUGAGAAAAUUGAUUCCGUGGAUCAUGUCAUACAAAAGUUUAAUCUCACAAAAUGUAUGAACACUAAAAUCGGAGGCGCCCAUGCCUUCAAAGGCAUAUCCGGUGGAGAAAUGAAAAGACUGUCCUUUGCUUCCGAGGUGUUGACCAAUCCUUCGGUUAUGUUUUGUGAUGAGCCGACCAGUGGUUUGGACUCAUUUAUGGCCGAAAACAUCGUACAAGUGCUGAAGGAUAUGGCAGCUGAGGGUCGGACCAUCAUCUGUACUAUACAUCAGCCCUCGUCUCAAGUGUUUGAACUUUUUGAGCACUUAUUACUUAUGGCUGACGGAAGGGCAGCUUUUAUGGGAACAAUAUCCGAAACCCGGGACUUCUUCUCGUCGAUAGGAUUCGUGUGUCCCGAUAACUACAAUCCCGCCGAUUUCUACAUCAAUGAGCUGGCCAUUACAUCGGAUAACAUUAAGGAGGAUAAGAUCAGAGUCACUGAGAUUUGCGACAAAUAUCUCAAAUCUGAUUACGCGCCCCAAUUGGCCAUCGAGAUUGAUAACAACCAAUUGGUGAACACGUUUGAAGAACGGGAUGACGAGAGCGAGAUUGAGUCGGGCUAUAGGGUGGGCUACUGGAGCCAAUUGGUGGCCCUAUUCUGGCGCUCGUAUCUAUUGGUCAUCCGGAGUCCGCAGCUCUUGAAAGUGCGAAUCAUGAGGACUCUGAUAUUAGCCCUAUUCCUGGGCACCAUAUACCACAAACAAUACGCUGAGUCCCCCUAUAUAUCCAACAUAAACGCCGCACUCUUUCUGUUGGUCCAAAACAACACUUUCCUGAAUACCUUGUUUUGUGUGCAAAUAUUCUGUAUGGAAACGCCGAUAUUCUUGCGCGAACACCACAACCGUAUGUACGGAGUGUUGCCUUAUUUUGUCGCCACCAGUUUUAUCCAGUUACCGAUUCUGUGCACGUCUGGCAUCAUAUUCAUUGCUGUCAUCUAUUAUAUGAUUGGAUUCAAUGCGAUGCCGGCGGUAUUCUUCACGUGUAUUGCCAUCAAUAUAGUGCUAACUCUGGUCUCCUCCAGCUUCGGCUACUUCAUAUCGGCGAUAAGCCGGGACAUCGCCACCGCCAUGGCUUUACUCACGCCUAUGGUUAUGCCAAUGAUUCUGUUGGGCGGACUGUUUCUCAAUACCAACUCAAUACCCUUUUGGCUCGAGUGGGCUAAAUACCUGUCGUUCAUACACUACGGGUUUGAGUCGAUGGUCGUGAACCAGUGGAAAGACAUCGAUUACAUCCCGUGUAUCAAUGCGAAUAUAUCGGCGGCGUCCCUCGGCCAGUGCUAUCCUACCGGUGCGGCCGUUAUAGCCGAGGAGGGCUUCCACGAAGACAACCUGUUCUGGGAUCCCAUCAUUAUGUUAGCCAUGACUGGGCUCUUCCUAUUCCUGGCAUACGUGGGACUGGUAUUCAAAGCCAAAAAGAAGAACUAAAUCAUUUAAAUUGAGUUUUUUAUAUCAAGUUUUAAAGCAUUUUUAAAGCAUUUUGUCGUAAUGUUAACUAAUUUCUAAUCAAGUUUCUAAUUAGUAAUUACCUAAUAAGGAG